Molecule: messenger RNA, 231 nt
Organism: Racocetra fulgida
Lineage: Eukaryota; Fungi; Glomeromycota; Glomeromycetes; Diversisporales; Gigasporaceae
Source: the annotation of a GenBank genome assembly
AUGACUUAUCCAUGGGAUACAAAUAUUGAUUACCUUCAAUACGUGGAUUUUUUAAAUAGAAAUCCUCGAUUCGUGAAAAUUGAUGAUUCUCAGGAUACAAAUUCCCAGCCUGCGCAAAAUAACGACAGUCAAACUCAUCAACAAAGUGUUCACAAUAUGAAUCAACCUAUCCAGCAUACACAAUCUAAUAAUCAUAUCAACGGUAUUAACGGUCAAAGCCCUCAACAAAUU